UGGAAUCGCUCAACCGGUGCGGAUCUCGGGGUUUGUUCUUGGAGGAUCGUGGAAGAUUUGUGCAAAAUCUGUAGGAUAGAAAAUCCUGUGGGAAUCCGAUUAUUCCCGGUGAGUUUUCCGGCAGAUGGACUGUUGACUUAGGCGGAUUUCGAUGGUGUUUUUUGAAAGUUUAAUUUUUUUCAAGUGUUUGAUUUUCUAAACUCCUCAUCACAUCCGGUUGGAAUUGUGAAUAGUGCGGAAGCUGCCAUGAACUUUACGCCCUAAUUGUUGAUUGAAACGCCUUCAGAUCGGAACCGAGUAAAUUGUGAAGAUUUACGAGAGCCUCAAUAGUUCGGCGAUUCUAUUCCCAGACUUAGCAUUUUAAUAAUUCAUAUCGCGUUUGUUCACUCGUGUAAGGUUCGUCAUUCCUCAGCAAAAGAUUUUUUUUUCUCAAUCCGAUAGAAUAGAACCAUUUGGAGUGACAACUUAGUGGUGCGAAGGUGUGUUCCCCGGCUUUGAUCAUCGCUUAGAAAUGUACUCGUAAGAAUCGCGCUUGCUUACCAAGUCAGAAGCAAAGAAACAAUCCAACGCGAGACGCAUCAAGAUAUCUCGCCGCGCCGCCAUUUGUCAUAGUUUGUUUAUUUGAAGUGUGGUGUUAAUGAACAAGUAAACAUCGCAAAACACAAUACACGCUAGUUGAAAAAAUUGCAACGACAUCAUUCCGAAUCAGCCGGGAAGUUUCGUAAAACAAUUCCUCAUAUCCGAGAAUCUGCAUUUAUCAGGUGCUACAUCGGAGACUUGAGCGACCAAUUAAAGCGGCAGCGACGAACCUCCGACGACCCUCUUCUCCAGGCUGGGUAAUUUUUAUGCCAGCAACAGCAGCAGAGCGAUGGGAAAUCUUCCGAAAGUGAUACUAGCGAUUAUUACGUUCCAGUUAUAUGGAGCCGUGUUCGCGCAGCAGGAAGUUCUAGUUGCAAUUGAUGAACCAGGAAAAACACAGUACCAUGAGGCGAAUUUCAACACCAGUGCCUAUCAAUUUGGGUACGAGGUCGGCCCGAACGGUCAAUUUCAUCACGAAACCCGGGGCCCAGACGGAGUAACGUACGGAUGCUACGGCUAUAUUGAUCCCAACGGUCUACUGCGCGUAACUCAUUAUGUGGCCGAUUCCCAUGGUUACCGAGUGGUCGAACCAAACCGUCCGGUGGAAAUUUUCACCGAUGCUCCACAGACGUAUAGCAAUUCGCUAUCCGAGGAGGAUCAGUUGGUACGCAACCGGGGACAAUUUGUUGCUUGGCAGGAUCUAUAUCUCCCACGUGGAUGUGGAAUGUUCCCGGGUGGGUUAAGGCCGGAUGGACCCCCGGUAACAACACCACCCCCAACGACGUCCGCACCCCAACGACCCAGCGGUGGUUCCGGUGGGACUGGCGUUGGUAAUCCUCAAGCAACCGGAGGAACGACGACAACGACCAAACGACCGAGCGGUUCGGGUGGAUCAAAUCAGGGUCAACGUCCUGGACAGGGGCAAGGCCAGGGUCAAAACCAAGGACAGAAUCAGAGUCAAAAUCAAGGCCAGGGUCAACGUCCUGGACAAGGACAAGGGCAGGGCCAGAAUCAAAGCCAAACUCAGGGACAAGGACAAAACCAAGGGCAGCGUCCUGGUUCAGAACAGGGACAAGGGCAAGGUCAAGGUCAAAAUCAAGGUCAGACGCAGGGCCAGGGUCAAGGACAAGGGCAAGGACAAUGGCAAGGUCAAGGUCAAGGACAAGGUCAAGGUCAAGGACAAAGUCAAGGUCAAGGACAAGGUCAAGGACAAGGACAAGGACAAGGUCAAGGACAAAGUCAAGGUCAAGGUCAAGGUCAGAAUCAAGGACAGGGACAAUGGCAGGGUCAAGGACAAGGCCAAGGCCAAGGUUCACGUCCUGGUCAGGGACAAAACCAUGGGCAAGGUGGAAAUCAAAACCAAGGACAAUGGCAAGGCCAAUGGCAAGGUCAAGGCCAAGGGCAAGGACAAGGGCAGCGUCCAGGUCAGGGACAGAACCAGGGUCAAGGACAGAAUCAAGAACAAGGGCAAGGUCAACGGCCUGGUUCCAAUCAAGGACAAGGUCAGAAUCAAAGUCAAGGACAAGGACAAGGUCAGAAUCAAAGUCAAGGUCAGGGACAAGGACAAGGUCAAAGCCAGAAUCAGGGACAGGGACAAAACCAAGGACAAGGGCAGAACAAUUCCGGUCAUCACCAUCAAGGACAGCAUCAGGGUUCCCAUCAAGGGCCUAUAAGUUCUGGACAGCAUCAAGGACAACAUCAAGGCAGUCAUCAGGGCAUAAAUCAAGGAUCUCACCAAGGUCAGCAUCAAGGGUCCCAUCAAGGACCGAUAAGCUCGAGCGGGCAUCAGAAUCAGCAUCAAGGUAGCCAUCAGGGCACAUCUGGCCAGCAUGGUGGUCAACAUCAGGGACAGCAUCAGGGUCCCAUUAGUUCUGGUCAAGGUCAAGGACAGCAUCAGGGCAGCCAUCAAGGCAUAAGUCAAGGUUCGCAUCAGGGUCAGAAUCAGGGAUCCCACCAAGGGCCGAUUAGCUCUAGUGAGCAUCAGAAUCAGCACCAGGGUAGUCAUCAAGGAACUUCGGGUCAACAUGGUGGUCAACACCAGGGUCAGCAUCAGGGACCACUUGGCUCCGGUCAACAUCAGGGGCAACAUCAAGGUAGCCAUCAAGGUAUUAAUCAGGGAUCACAUCAGGGCCAACAUCAAGGUCAGCACCAGGGUCCCAUUAGCUCUGGUCAGCAUCAGGGAAGCUAUCAGGGAAGUCAUCAGAAUGGUACCGGUCAACACAUGCUCCAGCAUCAAGGACAACAUCAGGGACCGCUGGGUAUGAGCGAGCAUAAUGUUCAAAUUUCUUGGGGGCAUCAGAAACCGGGUCAAGGCCAAAAUCAAGGCCAAGGGCAAGGACAGGGUCAAAAUCAAGGACAAGGACAGGGACAGGGUCAAAAUCAAGGUCAGAAUCAAGGACAAGGGCAAGGCCAGAAUCAAGGACAAGGCCAAGGCCAGAAUCAAGGACAAGGCCAAGGCCAGAAUCAAGGACAAGGCCAAGGUCAGAAUCAAGGACAAGGCCAAGGUCAGAAUCAAGGGCAAGGUCAAAACCAAGGACAAGGUCAAAACCAAGGUCAAGGACAAGGACAGAAUCAGGGUCAGGGACAAGGCCAAGGUCAAAAACCUGGCCAAGGACAAGGACAAGGUCAAGGUCAAUGGCAGGGUCAAGGCCAAGGUCAAAAACCUGGUCCAAGCCAGGGACAGGGACAAGGGCAAAAUCAGAAUCAAAACCAAGGACAAGGUCAAGGACAAAACCAAGGUCAAAAUCAGGGUCAGAAUCAAGGCCAAUGGCAGGGACAAGGGCAAGGUCAAUUUCAACGACCUGGACAAGGACAAAAUCAAGGACAAGGCCAAGGACAAUGGCAAGGUCAAGGACAAGGCCAAAAUCAAGGGCAAGCUCAAGGACAAGGACAAGGACAAGGCCAAGGUCAGGGUCAAAACCAAGGACAAUGGCAAGGUCAAGGUCAAAGACCUGGACAAGGUCAAGGUCAAGGUCAAAACCAAGGACAGUGGCAAGGACAAGGUCAAGGUCAAAGACCAGGACAAGGACAGGGUCAAGGUCAAGGACAGUGGCAAGGACAAGGACAAGGCCAAGGUCAAGGUCAAGGACAAGGCCAAGGACAAAACCAAGGACAAGGUCAAUGGCAGGGACAGAAUCAAGGACAAGGCCAACAGCAAGGACAGGGACAAGGUCAGGGACAAUGGCAAGGACAAGGUCAAGGACAAGGCCAAGGACAGGGUCAAGGGCAAGGGCAAUGGCAAGGUCAGGGACAAAAUCAAGGAACCACUCAACGACCUGCUGGAGUACACAUUGGCAUCGCACCACAAGUAGGAGGCAAUGGGGGCCUUGGCGCAACGAUUAGUUUAGGUGGACCACACGGUGGUAUAACCGUAGGGGCCACCGUUUCGCAGACAGGAUUGAAUGGUAUGGUAUCGUCAUCCCACAAUUCGGCGUCCCAUUCGGGCGCAACGCUGAUCGGUGGAUCCAUUGGGACCACCGGGAUUCAGGCAAGUACGAGCCACAAUUCUUCCGGAUCGGUUUUGGGUGCCUCCUAUAAUCACACCUCUACUAGCAGUGGAUCCUUGGGUGCACAGGGUGUGCAGGGGAUGCACACGGGAUCAAACAAUUUCAAUAGUAGCCACGUAUCGGUAGCCACCGAAACCGUUGUUGAAGGUUCAAUUGGCGGAGGUCAAGUCACUGUAGCAGGCACCCUUAAUCACACCGAAUCCUUAGCAGGUGGCGCGGUUAACGUAAGUAGCACGUCCGGUGGUUCGUUUGUGGGAUCGAACAAACCGGACCAUUUUGGCGUCGAAGUGAGUGGGAUGCUUGCAACGAAUGCCAGUAUUGAUGCGCCAUUCCUAGGCCCUCAGCAAGGUAGCGUUUCGAUCGGCGGUGGUGGUGGUAUAGAUAUUGGUAGGCCCCCUCAAGUGUCAUCGACCGAUUACCCGUAUGGACCAUCGCAAACUCAACAACCUGAAUACACGACACCCUAUCCAGGAAAUCCUUCCACGGCCAGUGGAGUUCAACCUCCCAAUCGACCCCCGCCUUCCAAUGGAAACAAUAACCAAUAUCCUCCCUACCAGAUUGCAGUCUCCCAGUAUCCGUACUUCUUUGUUCCCUAUCCUUAUGCUCCUCCACCUAAUGUUGCUCAAGUUCCCUGCAACUGUCCUCAAGAUCAAAACAAACCCAAUCAACCAACGGGCUAUCUAGGGUUCAUUCCAGUGAUCUACGUUCCGAACUGCCACGCCCAGAAAAGUGGGCUCCCAACCCACAUAAACUGGCCAGCUCCUCCACCUCCAGAAGGUCUCGGUCGGUCUCUCGAAGACCUCCCAAUUCAGCGACUGGUCCAAGACGAAAACGGCAACUGGCAACUUCAACAAGACAAACCAGAGUCUGAGCAGCAACAGCAACAGUUGCAACAACUCCAGCUUCCUCCGGCACCUGCUCCUCGACCACGCACCCGACAACUUCGCUCCCGCCGGCUAAGAAGUCGGCGACCAACGACGCCGGCACCCCUAAUCGGAAAACCUUUCUCCAAACCGACUGCGGAAACGCAAAUCGAAGCGCUCUAAGCGGGGCGACCAAGUCGCCCAUGGGUAAGACUGGUUCGGUGAAGAGAAUUGAAGAAACCCAAGGUUGAACCUCUCCACUCCGAACAAGAAUGUGAGAACAAAAUACUCAUCGAUUUAAGGUUUCCUAUUGGCUUAGUUUAAAAACACCCCUUCCUUCCAUUGCUUCCAUUUCGACCAUAUCCAGUUUUAGAAUUCAUUGUACAAACUCACACUGUAGAUCUUUAAACAAAUGAAAUGAAGAAAAUCUCAAUCAAACUUAUUUUAUCAUAAAAUAAUUUUUCGAGUUAUAAAAACUCAAUUCCAAUUCCAUCAAUUGCUAACUUUAGCUGGAACUUCAUAGCGAUGGAACUCUUUAGAUAAAAAAGCGAAAAGUGUGUCAGUGCAUUGAAAAUACAAUAAUUUAUUAUAGGUUCUAGGAAAUAAAUGAAUUUGAGCUGAAUGAAAA
Messenger RNA from Uranotaenia lowii, 5576 nucleotides. RefSeq lists its product as uncharacterized. The transcript has 14 exons. The record is from RefSeq and is a predicted model, not a curated record. Lineage: Eukaryota; Metazoa; Arthropoda; Insecta; Diptera; Culicidae. The coding region runs from base 869 to 5131 and encodes 1420 amino acids.